Molecule: messenger RNA, 1222 nt
Organism: Glycine soja
Lineage: Eukaryota; Viridiplantae; Streptophyta; Magnoliopsida; Fabales; Fabaceae
Product: pathogen-related protein
Exons: 4
Coding region: 88-795 (235 amino acids)
Source: RefSeq, a predicted model, not a curated record
ACCAUGAAUAUGAUCUCCACCAUCUUCCUAUAUGCUACUACUAUAGCUGUUGAUUUUCCUAUUUUAUAAUCUCUAGCAUAAUUCAGCAUGGCCAAAGACAAGUACAGGUCUUUCUUGCAUGAUGAACCUGAUAACGUUCAGUGGAGACAUGGUGGCCCUCCCACUUAUGAUGCUGUUAACAAGCUUUUUGAAGAAGGAAGAACAAAGGAGUGGACAGAAGGAUCAUUGGAGGAGAUAGUGCAAAAUGCUAUUAAGUCAUGGGAGAUGGAGCUCUCACACAAGACCCGUUUGCAGGACUUCAAGACAAUAAACCCUGAGAAGUUCAAGCUCUUUGUGAAUGGCAGGGAAGGAUUAUCUGGAGAGGAUACUCUAAGCCUGGGAAGUUAUAAUGCUUUGUUGCAAAGUUCUCUGCCUGAAGACUUGAAGCCUUACAAAGCAGAUGAAGAGACUUUUGAAUCAUCUCAUGAAGCGUUCAAAUCAGCUUUUCCUAGAGGGUUUGCUUGGGAAGUGAUCAAAGUUUAUAGUGGACCACCUGAAAUUGCUUUCAAGUUUAGGCACUGGGGCUUCUUUGAAGGUCCUUUUAAGGGACAUGCCCCUACCGGGAAGAUGGCCCAAUUCUAUGGCUUGGGAACUGUCAAGGUGGAUGACUCUUUGAAGGUUGAAGAGGUGGAGAUUUACUAUGACCCGGCAGAGCUUCUUGGAGGCCUUCUUUCAGGGAACCACAUAAAUCACCCAAUUGAAGAGGAUGGCACCAAAACUUCAGCACCUUCCCAAGGAUGUCCCUUCUCCAAAUAAUUACAAUGAUGUUUUUAAGUGAAUGGUGUCUUGGGAUCCAGCUAUAUUUCUUGAAUUAAUUAAUGUGGCAGCUGAGAUUUGAAGGCAAAUAUAGUAUUUGUGUGAAAUUGGGUCCAUUGAAUAAAAUUGGAAACAUGUCAAAAUGAAUUAUUUUUUUCCCCGCUUUAUAUGGAAAAUUAUGGCAAAUAAAUGUGAUGUGUUGGAAAGCAAUGUGCAUGAUACAAUGUCGGUUUGGCUUUGCUGUUGCAUAGUUUAGAAGUUAUAAGUUAUUUUAUUUUAUUUUUGGGAGGGAGAGCUUUCUAGCAAUCUUAUGAAGAGAUAGAUCCAAUAAGGGACCAAGUUAGCUCAUGUGGCAGCAAAAUCUAUUAUAUUGUUGAAUGAAAGCAUUUGAAGAUCAAGUACAAUGCAGUAUUGAAUUACUAGUUAC